UAAAUAUUAUAUUACGUUUUAAUAUUUAGGAGAUUAUUUUGAAAUUGGAAAUUUGAUGAAUAAAUAUUGGGACCAAAAGAAAAUAUUGGCUCCUGGUUGUGAACCUGUGCUUAUCAAGGAAAUAAUGGACAUAUUAAAGCCAUUGUGCUAUGGUCAGUUACUUGUUGGGGCUGGAGGAGGUGGAUUCAUGUGUGUCUUAACAAAAGAACUAAAUGCAAUGGAGAGUUUAAAAACAUCUUUAACAAUAUACAAGGAAUAUAAUAAGUUGACUUUUCAUAAAGUCAAUAUCGAUUUAGAUGGUUUGAUAGUAAGCUAGAUGAUUUGUAGCUUUUAUUUUUUAUUUGCAAAUGUUUUGUCUAUCACGUCAUGUGUA
Molecule: messenger RNA, 373 nt
Organism: Parasteatoda tepidariorum (common house spider)
Lineage: Eukaryota; Metazoa; Arthropoda; Arachnida; Araneae; Theridiidae
Source: RefSeq, a predicted model, not a curated record